Umbelopsis ramanniana AG is the source of this 659-nucleotide messenger RNA. RefSeq lists its product as uncharacterized. The record is from RefSeq and is a predicted model, not a curated record. Gene Ontology annotation, molecular function: protein binding. The transcript is spliced from 3 exons. NCBI's taxonomy places the organism in Eukaryota, Fungi, Mucoromycota, Umbelopsidomycetes, Umbelopsidales, Umbelopsidaceae. Bases 27 to 554 code for a protein of 175 amino acids.
CGCCCAUUCAUCAGUAGUACUUUACGAUGCUCCUAGAUGAACUAUCGGAAGAGUUGCUUAUCAAUGUUAUUGGAUUUUUGGAUGACGAGAACAACUUGAACCUGAGCCAAACAAGCAAACAUUUCCUCAACCUCUGCGGUAAUGAGUCAGCAUGGAAACUCAUGGUCCUGAGGCAAUUCGGUGUCAGCUACAAGGUCCCCGACGAAUCGUGGAAGGAAAUGUACGAACGUUGCAAGGACGAUCCACGACACAAUAGAAUUUGUCCACAUCUCAGCUUUAUAACCCCUAAAGUAGUCCAACGUCACUAUUCCGCUCGAUACCAGGCCGCCAUUGAAUCCAAGACACCGCUCGUUUGCAUGGCAUGUCGAAAGCAUGACGAAAGUAGCCUAUGCUUUUACAUGUGGCCCGGACGAACUCGUGUGUACUGUAAAGAAUGCUGUUAUCGAUACCACGCUGCUGAAAAGGCUCGCCAUGGCAUCCUCGUACGAAUUAACAUGAAACUCGAGGUGACCCAAGCGAAUCUCAGUAUGUCGACAACUUGCUGGAAACUUUGACGGAAGGAUGCGAGAAGGGUAGACAGGAAAUGAAGAAGCGAAGGCGAUGUCUAGCGGAGCGCGAAAUGUACUACAAUGAAGUUGACAAGCUCGCAGUGCUUCGAG